Messenger RNA from Branchiostoma belcheri (Belcher's lancelet), 4563 nucleotides. RefSeq lists its product as uncharacterized. The record is from RefSeq and is a predicted model, not a curated record. The transcript is spliced from 26 exons. The coding region runs from base 125 to 3751 and encodes 1208 amino acids. NCBI's taxonomy places the organism in Eukaryota, Metazoa, Chordata, Leptocardii, Amphioxiformes, Branchiostomatidae. Gene Ontology annotation, cellular component: centrosome; centriole. Gene Ontology annotation, biological process: mitotic cytokinetic process; regulation of cilium assembly; centriole replication.
GACAGUUCAAAUUUUGCCCGCUUGGUGUCGAAACAAAACAACAAGUCGGUAAAUGGCAUUUAGCAUCUAUUUUCCAAGGCAAAGUGAUCAAAGGAAGCCAUUGUAAGAUUGAUACAUUGCUGAGAUGGCAGCGUUGUCUGUGGGUGAUGAUGAUGAUGACAUGAUGAGCGGGGUGGGGCCGCUCAGUAGUGUGCCCAGCUCUCCUGCCGCCCCUCGGCACUUCAGCAGCCCCGCACAACAACAUCAACAACAACAACAUGGGAGAAAACAACAACAACGUGCAGCUGACAGCCUAAGCCCGAUCACCACAAACACAGACAUGAGUCCCAGUCUCACAGUGGUGUCCACUGCGACCAGUCAUCAGUCAGCCAGAUAUCCACAUGUGGAGUCAUUCCUGUCUACAACUGAGACUCCCUCCACUUUCAUCAGAGAGAUGGAAGGGGUCAGGAACAGUCUGCAGAAUAUGCUGAAGUUGGGCCAGGCUAUGGCAGAUAGAGACAGUUUUGAUCGGGUGGAAGGUCUGGGCCUGCUGACAGCUGACAGACAUGACAGGAAGGAGGCAGACGAGUCUUUUGACAGUGCGACAACCACUCAACUCCUAACUGCAAAACCAGUCCUGGUGUCACAAGAUGUUUCGCCCGUGUCAGUGGACAGUGGAAUGCACACCGCCCGGGGCCAGUGGUCAAGCAGAGUGGACGGGGAACUGGCGUCCGAGCGGCGUAACAGUCGGUCCGAGUCCCUGUAUGUGGAGAACCAGAUACUACGGGACAGCGUGGAGAGGGAACGUUUCAGACGCAAGCAUUGUGAGCAACAAAUCCAAGAGCUCCAGAGUAAGAUUCUGGAACUGCAGCAGCAACUGGCCGUAGCUGUCUCCACUGACAAAAAGAAAGAUGUCAUGAUUGAACAACUUGAUAAGACCCUUGCUAAAGUUGUGGAGGGCUGGAAGAAACAGGACACAGAGAAAGCUGAACAGAUCAGAAAGCUGAGAGAGGAGAAGUAUGCCAUAGAGAAGGGACAUUCCAGACAACAGGAGGUGUUGAUGAACUUUGAGAAGGAUCUUGCUCAAGCCGUGGAACAGCUGGCCAUAGAGCAGCAGAGGGCCAGCAUGGCUGAACAGGAGAAAGUUGCUCAGUUUCAAAAGCAGCAGGAGGAGAAAGCCAAGACCCUGGACCUUCUGCAGGGAGAGAGGGAGAAAGCCAUAAGGGUGGAGUCUGAGAGGGACCAGCUACUCCAGCACAGGGAGGAACUACAGAGGGAAGUGGACAACUUUAAACACAUGCUGGAAAUGGAAAGAAAUGCCUUUAGCAUUAAAGAGGAAGAACUGCAGAAACAACUGGAUGUGCUGACAGAAAAACAUCAAGAUCAAGAAAAGGCUGCUGUCCAUGCUGAGUCUCAGAAGGCCCAGGAACACCAGAAGGCUCUGUCCUCAGCACACAACGAAAUCAGCCAGCUGAAAAUGGAACUGAACGCAGCUGACAGAGACAAGGAGAAUCUGAAGAUGGAGUUGAGUCUCCAGGAGGCAAGGUUUGAAGCCAGUCAGAGUAAACUGGAGUCAGAGUACCAGGCUGAACAGGAGAGGAAGAUGAGCCAGCAGCUAGCGGAGGCCCAUGAUCAGCUGACACAGACGGAGGAGAAGCUGAGAGAGCAGCACAGACGACAGAUCCAGGAGGUGGCAGACAGACACAGGCAGGACCUGGACAAACACAUGAGACAGUUUCACCAGGAGCUGGAACAGAAGGACAACAAACUCAGGGAGACAUGUCAGGACUACGACGACAGGAUCUCAGAGUUCAGAGAGAAGAUGUCUACCCUGAGCCGUGAGAAUGAGAAACUGGAGAGCCAGAGAAACGCCAUGAAGACCAGACUCCAGGCUCUGAUCCAGUCCCACGUGAAGGAGGCCAUGCUACUGCUGUCUGAUGUCACGUCAGAUGUGCUGGCCACCUCUGCUGAGCCUCCAGUCAGCAGUACAUUUCGACUUGGUGCACAGAGUGGGAAUAAUACAACAGCAACAACAAGAUCAGCACUAGGUCUCAGCCUGGGACCUUCCAUGUUCUCUGUCAAUGGCAUGGAGGCUCCUGGGAACUUUAAAAAACAUGAUGACAAUCAGAAGCUCAGCUUUUCAACCCUCCUAAAAUCUGUUGGUGCUGAAAGAUUAGCUGUUCAAGAUCAGGAAAAACCUGAACCGUUUGCUGCACAGACUAUGGACAGUAUAACACAAGAGGACAGACAGGCCACAACAAAGGCGCACGGGGAUAUCAUUAAACAGGGGGAGAGACAGACCACGGCAGAGGUGCACAGACACACCACUGCACCAGGGGAGAGACACACCACUGCACCAGGGGAGGGGCAGGCCAAUGAUACAGCUCUGUACACCCAGGUGGAGACAGGACCUGACACACAUGUCACCUGGAGCCCAGAGUCAGCCACUGGUGCUGAGACUGUCGGCUACACUGAGCAGGACAUUGAUGACGGGGCCAGCAUCUUGUCAACUGAACCUACAAGACGAAUGGUGGAGAGUCAGUAUGAACCACUGCUGGAAAAGUUCAACCACCACGAGACCAAACAGUCUGAACUGCAACACUACGUGGAACUGCUGUUACAGCAGUCACCAGGAGGAUAUGUCGACAUGUUUCCCAGUCAGGAAAGGCCCGUACAGGAACAUGGACAUCCAACAGAUAUGCAGACAGGACCGUCCAGUUUGGCCUUCCUCCCACCAGAGACUGUAGACUCCCCUCCCACAUCUGCCAGGACUCAACAGGUUGAUGUCCAGGCAGUUGUUCCAAGUUCCCUCCAGUUCACCAACCGGUACAUUCCCCAGCAGCCUGUACCAGGCCCUGCAGACAGCCUUGUUCACAGCGUACCAGACAAAGACAGCCUAGAUCCCCAGCCACCACAGCAGGCUCCUACCCUCAACACCCGUCCACCCCUCAGUGCCGAAUGGCUGGCAGAACUCCGGACACAACAGCCAAGCUCCCAGCCUAACAACCGUCCUAUACAGAGAGAUACACAUGCAGAAACCGACACACACUCGAGUACCGGCAGUCAAAAUUUUAUUUCUAGAAACGUCCCUGUCCCUGCUAUAAAAAGCAGGCUCCCAUCGACACAGAUUGGCCCUAGAGUCUCUCACAGCUACCCUCCAAUGAUGGCCAGUAGUCCCAAAGUGUCUGUGCCAGUGUCCAACAGCCGUAGAGGAACGCCCAGUAAGGAUAGACAUGUAGGACUGAGUGCGGUGACCAGGGUCCUGCCUACAGAGAGAGUGGAGGGGCACCAGGCACCUGUCAUUCAGAGAACAAAGGUUCCUGCAGGCAUGACACAGCAGGCAGGGGGAAAGAACCCACUUGGACCAUCAGAAACUGUACCCCUCCAACAGCCGGCUUGGCCCACUGACCCUGCCGUAGUACAGGAGCUGCUGAACAUGUACGCCAACAGGACUGGUCAGGGAUAUCUGACCGCUAACACAAGUGGACAUCAUGUCAGUUUUGCUGCUCCGUCACAAACCUCUGAUCUAUCCUCAUCAAGAGGUCCUGCCAGGGUGAAGCGCAGUUUGAGUGCCAGUUUUUCUCAAGGGGAACCCAGUCAACUUGAUGUAGAGAACAAAGACGGCAGAGCACAGUCUACCAGCAAAGUCCCUCCCAGAACCACCAGGACUGGGAAGACUCAGGUAGUCAAACCCACACAGACAAAGAAGCCGGAGAGGAAGGUAGCAGCCGGACAUAAAGGAGACAAGAAGUCAGCUUCAGCUUGGAGAUGAGGCUGCUGGGAAUAAUCAAUUUUAUUUUUUUAUCACCUUUGGGCCUUGGAAUAUUUUCCAUAUUUUUUAUCUGAUUAUUGAAGAUAAAUACUUGGAAAACAGUUUUGAUGGAAGGAAAAACCUGUGAUAAAGUUUCGGCCAAAACGGUUCUGAGGAAAACUGAUGAGUUAAUCCAUAGAUAUUGAAAAGCAGGUUACACCUAACUACUCAAUCAUACAUAUUUAUGCUUGAAAGUAAGUGUUUUUAAGGCCUCCAAGUGUGAAUCUGUAUGCUCACAUCUUGCUUAUCCGAAUUUGUAAAUGCUGUAUCAACAACUUCUCAUGGCUUUGUUUAAUUAAAAAGAAAACAGAUGUUUAAGAUUAUGGUUGUAUUAUGUUAUCAAGGAAGCAGAAAGAUAAACAAUAGAGUGACAAUGUAUUUGUCGUGCAAAUAUUAGCUUAGAGUUGGUCAAGUUCUGAACUGUGAAACAGAUUUUUAGUGGAGAGUCUUUGUGAUUUUUUUAAAAGCUUGUUUCUACUAUUGAUAAUCGUAAAGUUGUAACCACAAUAUGCUUGAAGCAUUUUUUUAAAUCUAAGAUUGUCCAUAGUAUGUCCUUUUUUUCAUUUGUAGUUAUUAAUGAUUUUACCGGUAUUUACUAGAAGUACAGUGUUUUGGUUUACUUUAAUACAUGCAUGGCAUGUAUAAUGUUUGUAUAUAUCAAAACCAGUCUAUAAUUUGCCAUAUGUAGCUAUUGUACUAUGCCAUAUCUUAGCCAGGCACUGUUUUGUAUGUUUAUAACACUAUCUUACAGCCAUUAAAAAGAUUGAAUACUA